Molecule: messenger RNA, 2547 nt
Organism: Dicentrarchus labrax (European seabass)
Lineage: Eukaryota; Metazoa; Chordata; Actinopteri; Moronidae
Gene: gpank1
Product: G patch domain and ankyrin repeats 1
Exons: 4
Coding region: 450-1505 (351 amino acids)
Molecular function (GO): protein binding; nucleic acid binding
Source: RefSeq, a predicted model, not a curated record
UAUCCUGUUUACUAACAGGAAGAAAGAGGAAAACAUCAGCUUUGAAGUAGCUUCGCGUUAUUAAACAAAUUAAUUCGGUUCGUAGUUUUCCUGCCGUCACCUGGUUAAUGAGUUGAAGCGAUUCGGGUAAAGUUGGAGAUUUAAAUGCCAAAUUAAAGUUCAUCUGAAAUGAACAAUGUGCCUGAAAGCUAAUGCUAACCGAUAGCUCAGGCUUCAAAGGUUUAGUUGUCAGCUGUUUUUCUUAUCCAGACAGAUAAAUGGACGCACUGUAGAUUGUAUGUGGUUGAAUAUAAUGUUGGGGGAAUUAUUUUUUUCUGAACUAAAGUAAACCAGACAGAAAACCACUCGUCCUACUCCAACCUUUUGAAUAUGAGUCUAUUACUCAGCCUGACUUUGUAAUAACAGUGAACAGGUCAAACUGGUAAUAAGUGAAGCUACAGUCACUCCUUAUGGCUGGGUUAGGCUUUACUCCUGCCAGUGGGCAAGAUAUUUUCAGCAUCGAAACAACUGAACAACCCAGCUCUGCAACAAGCAGUGCACUGAGUGGAAGAGAGGCCAGGCAGUUCUACGAACAUCUAAUGAAAGAUGAAGAUCAUGGCAGAGAGCACCAGAAUAAACAGAGGAGGAGAGCCAGGGCUGCAGAGAGGCAGCGGGGUCAAACCGAUUCUGUGCUACAAAGUGGGACUAGAGGUGGAAGUGAUGGCAACCAAAGGAGAGAGACAAGCAACUCAGAAAGGACCACAGAGCUCCUGGGGCUCAGAUUGCUGCGCUGUGCCCACAACGGGGACAUCUCUGGCCUUAAAGACCUGCUCUCAAAGGGGGUUGAUAUCAACUUCCAGGAUACUUACUUUUGGACGGCAGUGAUGUGUGCAAGCUGGUCAGGACAGAGAGAUGCGGUGAGGCUGCUGCUGCAACAUGGAGCCGCCUGGGUCGGAGUGGUUGAUACACAGGGCAGGGAUGCCAAAGACCUGGCGCUGGAAGCUGGUCACAAUGAGGUAUUGGAGGAGUUGGAGAGUUAUGGGAGAAGUCCAGAGAGAGACACACCAUCUGGUAGCAGUGCCGCUCAGUGCCAGCCUCAGUGGUGCGAUGUGUGUGGUAACGAGUACAGCUGCAGCCUGUCGUCACAUCUCUCCUCCACUAUACAUCAGUUCAGUUUGCGGCGUCCUCCACCCACCCCGUACUACUGCCUCCCCCCCUCCAGCAACAGCUACAAGAUGAUGGUUCGCUGCGGCUGGAAACCGGGGUCGGGCCUGGGGCCGGAGGGAGAGGGGCCUCAACAGCCAGUGUCAACUGUGCUGAAAAGAGACCAGAAAGGCCUGGGGUAUGGGCAGAUGAAGAGAGCCAAAGUUACUCACUUCCAAGCUAGGGAUGAUGAUGCAGUGAAACCUCCAUCCAAGGACAAAGAGGAGAGAGGAGGAAAAGGACAGAGAAAGAAAGAAAGCAGGAGAAAGGAGCUAAAAGAUAAGAACUGGGAAAGAGAUUUUCGUGCCUCUUUUUAUCUUUGACACCUGCUGACUACUCUUCCGUUCCUCUCUCCCAAACUCAUCUGAAAGUAUCCCUAAAACAUUUAACAGAUCUGCUACAAAGACAAGCUGCACCUUUUUUUUGUAUUCAAGACUGUGAAGGUGUUUUACCACUGAGAACGAUAUCAAUAUACCUUUACCCUGCCUCAAAGCUAGUGUGUCAAUUUAUGGAAGCAGCUGUGGCACAACCUCAUCUUUAUCUCGAUUGUCUGAUUUAAAUACGGAGUGUUUCCUGUUUACUCACUAAGACUAAGUUUCACUGACAUACAUGGAUUUUAUUUUAAUUUAUUAUAAACACAUACUGAUCUAACAAACCUCACAGUGAACAUGUUAUGGUUCAUAAUCCAGGAAGAGAGACGUUUUUAAGGUCAAAGAGCUAUGUUGAUAUGUUUUAUAUGGUAAAAGUAUAAAACAUUGGGACAUUAUUUGCAGUUGAACACAAACAGUUGAGCUCCUGCAGUCCUUCAUUGUGGCCAUGGGUCAUGAAUGUUAUGCAACUACACAAACCAACAGUGAACUCUCCCUUUGUUCCAGCUCCAGGUGCCUUCUCACCUAACACGCCUGCACACUCGUGACUGGUGAGCCACAUGUCGGCGCCUGCCAUAUCAGCAUGUCACUCAUGCUAUCAAGUCCUCACAUUUAGACGAGUAAAAUUGCAUCAGUCUAGAUUUUCUCGUCUAGAUAUCUGGAGAUCUGAAAUCUUUUUACGUUCUUCUUUUUUUUCUCUGGUUACGUGUUUCAAAAUAGUUCAGAUCAAGCCAAAUCAGAUACCUGUAGUCCCCAAUGACACAACAUGUCGACUCAGGUCCUCAGCCAAGGUCCCUAUUUAUAUUCCAAAUUCCAGGCCGGGCUGUUGUCAUCAGAGCUCCAAGACUUUCAGACAACUCCCCAGAGGGGCUUUGUCUUGCAGAGUUGGUAUCAUCUUUUAAAUCACUGCUUUAAGCUUUUAACACUGAGUGAGCAGGAAAAAGUCUAUUUUGUAAUCCAAUCAAACUGUCCUGUAAUAAAUGCUGUUUGUAAAAUG